This is a messenger RNA of Rotaria sp. Silwood2, 2451 nucleotides long. The record is from the annotation of a GenBank genome assembly. NCBI's taxonomy places the organism in Eukaryota, Metazoa, Rotifera, Eurotatoria, Philodinida, Philodinidae.
AUGAGUUAUAAUCAAACAUUAACUCAACUAUUUAGUCGAAUCUAUUUUCAAAUAAAUCAACAAAUAAAUCUUAUUCAUCCUAAUCUAGUAAUUGUACAAGGUGAUACAACAACAGCACUUGCUUCUUCAUUAGCUGCUGCAUAUAAUCAGCUACCUGUUGCACAUGUUGAAGCAGGUCUUCAAACAUUUAAUCUAUCAAAUCCUUAUCCAGAAGAACUGAAUAGAAAAAUAAUUGAUUCAUUUUCUACACUUUUAUUUGCACCAACAACAUUUGCUAAACAAGUACUUUUAGAAGAAGGUAUUUGUCAUAAAAAUAUAUUUAUUACUGGUAAUACUGGUGUUGAUGCAUUUUAUCACUAUUAUAAACAAACAAAUAUAACAACAACAGCAACAACAAAAGAAAAUAUAUCUAUAGUAAAAAUCAUUGAGAAUUUUAAGAAAAAACAAUAUAAUUCUACUUAUUCACAUAAUAAUCGUCAUCAUCGUCAUAUUAUUAUUCUUGUAACUAUGCAUCGAAGAGAAAAUUUUCCAUAUUUAUUUGAUAUGUCUCGUGCUAUUGCAACAAUAGCUAAACAAUAUGAAUGUAAUCUUCUCUUUAUUUUACCUAUUCAUCCAAAUCCAAAUGUAAAACAAAUCAUAAGAAAAAAUCUAAAUGAACUAAUAAAUGUUAAAAUUAUUGAUCUGAUAUCUUAUGAUAUAUUUGGAUAUGUUUUAUUUCAAUCAGAUAUUAUUAUGACUGAUUCAGGUGGUAUACAGGAAGAAGCAGUUAGUAUUGGUAAAACAGUUAUUCUAAUGAGAAUGACUACUGAAAGACCUGAAGGUAUUUAUCUUGGUACAAUCAAACAAAUAGGAAUUAUUUAUAAUGAUAUUAUACAAGCACUCAAUUAUGAAAUAAAUCAUUUAAUCAAACUACAAAAUUCAACAUUUAUAUCAAAUCAAAAUAAAUAUAUAUUUGGUGAUGGAACUGCAUCGAAACAAAUUGCAACUAUUAUAGAUAAUUAUUUCUAUAAUAAUAACAAUAAUAAUCAAUCUAAUCAUAUUGAUCUUAAAUGUACAACUAAAUAUCGUCAAGAUAAAAUAGCUCAACUUAUUUAUUCUUAUUCAAAUAUAUCAUCUUAUAAAAUGACUAUUCCAUCACAUCAUAUUAGAAGAUAUCAAAUAUAUAAUCUUACGAAAGUCAAAUCAUCUCUUACUCUUCAACAAAUAUUUCAACUUUAUAGUCAAUAUAAUAUAUCAAAACGAAAUGAUGAUAAAUAUUCAGUUACUGUUAUUAUUGGAAUAUAUAAACAUCAAGGUCUAAUUCAAAGAUGGAUUGAAGCACUUCUUUUACAAACACAUCCACCUAAACAAAUAUGGAUUACUUAUUUUGCUUCACCUAUUAGAGAUAAAAUACAAGUUGAAAUUGAACAAAUAUAUUUAUUAUUUACUAAUCAAUCUACUUAUUCUAAUGAUUUGUGUAUGAAGAAAAAAUGUCAUUUAGAUAAUAUAAAUAAAGACAUAUCAAAUUGUUAUGAAGAAUGUAUAAUAUUAUGUAUAAAAUUACCUUCUAUUCUAUUUAUUAAUAUGAGAGAUAUGCAACUAAAAUACUAUGGAAGAUUUCAACUUGCACUUCAAUCUCAUACAAAAUAUGUUGUAGUAUUUGAUGAUGAUUGUAUACCACAAUCACAAUAUUUUGAAACUGCUUUAUAUACAAUAAAUACAGAAGAAUAUCAUGGUAUUUUAGGAACAAAAGGUACAGCUACUUCACCUACUACUUUUUAUGGUCCUAUAUCAAGAAGUGAUAAAAUCAUUGAAGUAGAUGUUGUUGGUGGAAGUUGGUUUAUGAAAAGUGAAUGGGUUAAACUUAUGUUUCAUGAUAAAAUACAUUCAUGGAAUACUGGUGAAGAUUUUCAUUUAUGUGCAAAUGCACGAAAAUAUGCUAAUAUAAGAAGUUUUGUUAUGCCCAUAUUAAGUAGUAAUAAAGGUGAUACUACUAGAAGAGUUGUUGGAACAGCAUCAAGUAGAAAAUAUAUAAAAGAUCAACUAUGGUUACGUGGUGAUCGUCUAAUGCAUAGUUAUCAAAUAUCAAAACCAUCAUUACUUAUCUAUGCGGAAACACAAAAUGACGCUAUGUUUCUAAUAAAAUAUACAAAACAAUCAAUGACUCAAUUAAAUGGUCUAAUUCAUUUUACUACAUCAAAUCUUAUAACAACUAACUUAGAAACAAAUGAAAUAAAGAAACUAGUUGCAUCUUUUCAUGAUAUGAUGAUUGGCCGUGAUUAUAAUAUAGAUCCAACACCAAUAAUAGCUGCUAGUGAAGUACUUUAUGGAUUUGAUAUGAUUAUGCAAGGAACACAAAGUACAGCUGUGAUUAUUAUAGGUUCAUCAUCAACAGUGACUAUGUUUGGAUUAGUAUGUGGAGCAUUUCUAAGAAAUAUUCCUAUUGUCAAUAUAUAUAUAUAUAGAAAAUAG